GGGAGAGAAAGAGAGAGAAUGUCUUCAGUAGUGGAGAUACCGUCCAAGAAACAUCAUGGGGACUGCAACGAACUGAUCGAUCCGAACAACAACGUCGCUGAUAUUACGGCUAUGAAUGUGUCGCUUCCCACUGAGAAGUUUCUCCAAGCGGCCAUUUCUCUCAAAGACCAGGUUGUGGAGGCGACAUGGAGAGGAGGAGGAGUAAAAGGCAGUGGACAGAGCUUGGACACAACCGUAUACAAAGGCUUGCUUGGUACGGCUUUCACUUGCUUGAGAUCCUACGAAGUCACUGGUAACCACCAAGACCUGCUAUUAUCCGCCGAGAUAAUCGACACCUGCGCUCUUCUCGCACCUACCUUCACUUGGAACCCAACGUUUUUAUGUGGGAUAGGUGGGUUUUACGCACUGGGAGCUGUGGUUGCUAAUUAUAGAGGGGACCCUCAAAGGCGUGAUUACUUCGUGGACCGCUUCCUUGAGGUGGCACAAGAGAGAGCACUUCCAAGUGGACCUGAGGAGGGUGGGUUCGGGAUGCCUUAUGAGCUUCUUCAUGGUCGAGCUGGAUUCUUAUGGGCAGCGUUAUUCAUAAACAAGAACCUUGGACAAGAGACAGUUCCCAUGGACCUUCUAAUGCCAGUGGUAGAAGCUGUAUUGGCAGUAGGAAGGGCAGGAGUAUCUGACACUACAGCCUGCCCACUGAUGUAUAGGUGGCAUGGGACAAGGUACUGGGGUGCAGCCCAUGGUCUUGCUGGUAUCCUUGUAGUCCUACUCCACUUCCCACUCUCUGGAGAAGAUUAUGAAGAUGUCAAGGGGACUCUUAGGUAUAUGAUGAGAAACAGGUUCCCACAUAGUGGCAAUUACCCUUCAAGUGAAGGGAAUCCAAGGGACAAGCUAGUGCAAUGGUCACAUGGUGCCACUGGCAUGGCCAUCACUCUAUGCAAAGCAGCACAGUUUAGUACCUCUGAAAAUAAUUAUAGUUCGUAUCUAUACCCAUAAGGUAUUGUA
Telopea speciosissima is the source of this 1002-nucleotide messenger RNA. Its product is annotated as lanC-like protein GCL1. Gene Ontology annotation, biological process: carbohydrate metabolic process; peptide modification. Gene Ontology annotation, cellular component: plasma membrane. The transcript is spliced from 4 exons. NCBI's taxonomy places the organism in Eukaryota, Viridiplantae, Streptophyta, Magnoliopsida, Proteales, Proteaceae. Bases 19 to 993 code for a protein of 324 amino acids. The record is from RefSeq and is a predicted model, not a curated record.